ACUUAACUGAAAUUUUUAGACCGAAAUGUAAAGAGUAAAACGAAAUAGGGGUUCCGUAAAUUUUGCCGUCAAAAUUUUAAUUUUUGUGAAUAUUAAAUGUUAACAAAUUUAAAGUUUAGUAUAAUACCAUAGCAGAAAUAAUAAAUGUAGAAUAUAAUUCCGAUUCUUAUUAAUCUCGAUUAGCAUUAUUAAUUAAUGACUGUGGUCUUGAAAUUGGGUCAAUGUACUAAGGCUGAGACUGACACUAAACUGACCAAACCAAAGUGGAGGCGGCUUGUAGUAUUGUUUGUUUCGUGAGAAACGUAAACAAGUUUUAUUUCUCUUACGUACGUAGGUGUUAAAAUUUAUAUAUGAAAUGAGAAAGAGAGAAAGAGUGAAAUGGAUUAAAUAGAUCUAGCUUGAGAAAUGGAGGGAAUUAGUUCAUCAAUAUCAGAUAGGAAUAUAAUUGCAGUACUACCAAGAGAUCUAAGUGGUACUGCAGGUAGUGGUAGUGAUGGUGGAGAAGAAAGAGGAAAUGUAAUAAUAGUAAACAUUACUAGUACUAGUAGUGGAGAAAAAUGGUGGAAAAAAGUGUUAGAAGUGGAGGAAGCCAAACAACAGGUUUUGUUUUCACUGCCAUUGAUUCUCACCAAUGGUUUCUAUUAUUUGAUACCUCUCAUUUCGGUCAUGUUCGCCAGCCACCUUGGCCCUCUCCAGCUCGCAGGUGCUACUCUCGCCAAUUCAUGGGCCACUGUCACAGGCUAUGCUUUCUUGAUUGGGCUAAGUGGUGCUCUUGAGACCCUUUGUGGACAAGGAUUUGGUGCAAACUUAUACAGAAUGAUGGGCAUUCAUCUACAAGCCUCUUGUAUCACAUCAUUUCUCUUCUCCAUCCUCAUUUCGUUUGUAUGGUUCAACACUGAACCAAUAUUAGUUUUCCUUGGUCAAGAUCUUGAGAUUGCUGAGACUGCAGGCAUUUACACCAAGUUUCUGAUUCCUAGCAUAUUUGCUUUUGGUUAUAUACAAAAUAUUUUGAGGUUUCUUCAGACACAAUCAGUUGUUAGGCCUGCGGUUUUGUUAUCAGCAAUACCACUGGUGUUCCACAUUGGUAUUACAUAUUGUUUGGUCCAUUUAACACCUCUUGGCUUCAAAGGAGCUCCAAUAGCAACCUCAAUCACACUAUGGAUUUCUUUUUUUAUGCUGGCUGCAUAUGUCAUGUUGGCCAGGCAGUUUCAUCUAACAUGGCAAGGAUUUUCAACUGAAUCUUUCUCCUACAUCCUCACAAACUUGAAACUUUCCCUGCCCUCUGCAGCUAUGGUCUGCUUGGAAUACUGGGCUUUUGAGAUACUAGUGUUCCUAGCAGGACUGAUGCCAAACUCGAAAUCAACCACUUCUUUAAUAGCAAUAUGUGUAAACACAGAAACAAUUGCAUACAAUGUUACAUAUGGUCUAAGUGCUUCUGCCAGUACGAGGGUAUCGAAUGAAUUAGGAGGAGGCCAUCCAGAGCAAGCUAAGAGUGCAAUGGUGGUUUCCCUCAAGCUCUCUGUACUUCUUGCUACAAUAGUUGUAAUGGCUCUAGGAUUUGGGCACAACUUCUGGGCUGGUCUAUUCACUGAUAAUUCUGCAAUAAUAAAGUCAUUCGCUUCCAUGACACCCCUGCUUGCAAUAUCCAUAAUGCUCGAUUCUUUGCAGGGUGUUUUAUCAGGUGUGGCUAGAGGAUGCGGGUGGCAGCGCAUGGUUGUUUAUGUGAAUUUGAUAACAUUUUAUUUGGUUGGCGUGACUGUUGGGAGCCUCCUUGCAUUUAAAAUGAAACUAUAUGUUAAGGGAUUGUGGAUUGGCUUGAUCUGUGGCCUGGCAUGCCAAGCAGCCACACUUGUGUUGAUAACAAUGUGCACAAACUGGCACAUGAUUGCAGCAGUCGUUUAAUAGAGAGUAAAGAUGGAUAUAUUUAGUAUAUUUUCGUUACACUAAGAAGUUGUAACUUUAUUUAUACGAUGUAUGAUUCCCUUUAAAAAAAAAGGAAAAAGAAAGAAAAAAAACAUACGAUGUGUGAUUCCCUUUGGAAAAAAAAGAAACAUAUGAUGUAGGAUUUAGUUAAAGAAUUUUAGCUUCCAAUGUCAAAUUAAACAUGAAGUGAUUUAUUAUAUAGCUAGAACUUCUAAUAGCUAGCUGAUGGCAUGGCCAAAUUAAACAUGAAGAGGGUUCUUUACAUUAUUACAUAG
Messenger RNA from Cannabis sativa, 2198 nucleotides. Its product is annotated as protein DETOXIFICATION 19. Gene Ontology annotation, cellular component: membrane. NCBI's taxonomy places the organism in Eukaryota, Viridiplantae, Streptophyta, Magnoliopsida, Rosales, Cannabaceae. The transcript has 7 exons. The record is from RefSeq and is a predicted model, not a curated record. The coding region runs from base 406 to 1902 and encodes 498 amino acids. Gene Ontology annotation, molecular function: xenobiotic transmembrane transporter activity; antiporter activity. Gene Ontology annotation, biological process: xenobiotic detoxification by transmembrane export across the plasma membrane.